Messenger RNA from Cladocopium goreaui, 876 nucleotides. The record is from the annotation of a GenBank genome assembly. Lineage: Eukaryota; Dinophyceae; Suessiales; Symbiodiniaceae.
AUGGCGAUGAUUAAGCUUGCCCUGCUGUAUUCGAUGCUGGCCUCACUGUCUGUCCAGGAGCUACGUGAUGUGUAUGGCUUCACGCAACUGGACUUACCGUGGGUCCUCGUGGAGCUCGUCCUUUGGGCGAUGAUCUAUCGACGUGGACUGAACUUCGAAGAAGUGAGACGCAUGAUUUGGCAAGCACCCAUGGCCUUGUCAGUGCAGUGGUGGCCAUACUUGGACUUGUUUGCGGUGGACUCUGCCACCUCGGCACCGUUUGAUUUGAGCUACGUCGAGCUUGGAAACAUUCUGGGCGGAAGAUCAGCUGUUUUGGCGUUACUUGCAUGGGCAGUCGGUGGAAUGCCAGUGUUGGAGCAGCCGCUCCGUUCAGUGAUGACUGCACUUCCAGCAUGGCAGUCUGUGAUUGCCUACUUUGACGAGGCCGAGCAGCUGGGGUGGAUCGGGCAGAGGCUCAAACUGAACCAAGUCUUCAUGGCUUGCUUCAAAGCACCAACCCUAAAGCCCACAGCUUUGUAUUCUACGGAGUCCUUUGACCCUUUGAUGAAUAUGAAAGUGCCUCCCAAAGACCAGUAUCAAGAUGCAUCCGGCGCCAAGAGAGUGCAGGGUGGUCCAGGGCUCAAGCAGACACAGCUGUACACGCCUGAAUUUGGAAGGGCGUUGGCCAGUUGGUGGAUGGCUCAUGGGCCUGUCUCUGCCGGGAGAGAAAGGCGUCGAUGGUGCCUUGUCCAGAGCUCCAACGUGUCUGCUGACAUAAUGAAGAAGCGAAUUGCGGCCUACUCUAGACUCCAACACUUCGACUUCUCAGAGGGCCGGUUGCAAGAGGCUUUGGAGGAGCUGAGAUGUUCGAAUGCAAAUUCUUUCCGACACGUGUAG